Molecule: messenger RNA, 1046 nt
Organism: Gastrolobium bilobum
Lineage: Eukaryota; Viridiplantae; Streptophyta; Magnoliopsida; Fabales; Fabaceae
Exons: 2
Coding region: 469-1038 (189 amino acids)
Source: RefSeq, a predicted model, not a curated record
GAUUGGUAGUAAAAAUAAGAGUAAACACAUUUUUUGGUCCCUAGCAAUAUUAGCGAAAUCCAUUUUAGUCCCUGACAAUAUAAAAGUACCAAAUUGGUCCCUAAAGUUAUGAAAAAAGGGUCACGUUAGUCCUUCUGUCAACUCCUCCGUCACGGUCAAACUAACGGUGCCCAUGUGGCACGUUAUCUGCUGACGCGGACUCCACGGUGGACACGGUGGAAAGCUGGACGAUGACAGUGGACACCCAUGGAAAGCACGACGUCGUUUUACUUGAAUCCAAUUAAUUGAUAAAACCCAAAUAAUGAACCCUAAAAUUGAAAAAAACCCAAAUACCUUCAUUCGAACCCUAAACCGGAAACUCCACCCCCCAAAUUGAUGAGCAAAUCUGUAAACAGCAAAACGCCCCCAGAAUGUUUGCACUUUGAUGAUUGAAACUCGACGAAAGACAUUAAGCCAUCAACCAGAUUUAUGGGCGUGGGAGAAGAUGAGUGUUUCUUCUGGCAUGGGGGGUCAAGUGGGAGUAAAUUAAUGGGGGAAGAACAAUGGCAAGGACCACUGGUUGGAGGUGCAAAUGUGGGAGACAAAGUAUUGUCUAUACCUCCAAAACUGAGAGGAACCCAAACAGGGCUUUCCUUGAGUGUCCUAACUUCAAGGAGAAGAAGCCCUAUUGUGAUUUUUUUUAGAUGGGUAGAUGACAUGUGUAAUGAACUCAUGGAACUGGAAGAAGCAAGAAUUCACACUGUGGAGUUGGAUGUUGCUGAAAUGAACUUCAAGUUGAAGUAUAUGGAGAUGAUGAUAAGAGAGCAAGAUGUGAAGAUUACUGAGCAAGGAAUGAAGCUUCAUCAACAGGAAAGAAAACUGAAUGAUGUAUACCUGAAGAUGGUGGAGGAGUUAGAUAGGAUGGACAAAAAAAUUAGGACAGUUGAUAGGUCAGCUAGGGUCUUAGGUGCUUGUGUUGGUGUGAUCAUGAUCUGUAUGUUUGUUGUUAGUGUGGUAAAAGUGAAAACAAAUGACCCAAAUGUAUUUUUCCUUCAGUGAAUUGUAAU